Molecule: messenger RNA, 540 nt
Organism: Closterium sp. Yama58-4
Lineage: Eukaryota; Viridiplantae; Streptophyta; Zygnematophyceae; Desmidiales; Closteriaceae
Source: the annotation of a GenBank genome assembly
AUGAAGACUGCAGGUGCCUCGCAUGGGGCAGCCGCCCUGCACGGCACGGCAUUGGUGUCUGCGGUGCCAGCACGGCAGCAGGCGCAUGUGUGGGUGCUGGGGGGCGUGCUGGCGGGCGUGGUGUACCUGCACUGCCACGCCAUGGACCGCCCGCUGCUCGCCCUCACUGCCGACGUGCUCCUCGUCCUCACCACUGCCGCCGCCCUGCUCUCCCUCCUCUCCCGCGCUCUCAACCUCCCCCCUGUGCUGCGGGUGGCGCGCCCCUGGCGGGUGUCGGAGGCGGCGGCGGAGGCGGUGGUGGCGGCGGGGGCCAACAUGGUGGGGGCGGCGGAGGGCGUGCUGCGCGUGGCGGCCAGCGGCUCUGAUGGGCGCCUCUUCGUUAAGGUGCUGCUCUUCCUCUACAUCACAGCAGCCAUCGGUCGCAUCGCCUCCCUUGCCACCAUCAUCUUCGCCUGUGUUAUCAGCGCCUUCACAGUCUCCCUCCUACGUUCCCUUGCAUCCUCUGUUGCUGCUCUUGUCAACACCCGCACUCCAAUAUAA